Molecule: messenger RNA, 1281 nt
Organism: Mesorhabditis belari
Lineage: Eukaryota; Metazoa; Nematoda; Chromadorea; Rhabditida; Rhabditidae
Source: the annotation of a GenBank genome assembly
AUGCGAUUACUGCUUCUACUAUUGAUCGCUCCUUAUUAUGGGUUGAGUGAGCCAAAAGGAUGCGAAGAUGCGGAUCCGAAAUGCACCGAAUGGGCAACACAAGGAGAGUGCUCGACGAACGCUGUCUGGAUGAUGGCGAAUUGCAGAAAAUCGUGUCAUUCUUGUCAAGGAGGAGAGAAAGCCUGGAAGCUACGACAGCAUAUUCAAGAGACUUACAAAAACGAUACAGAAAACACGACACGAGAGGUUCGCGUUGAAAGCGUUCGGAUCAACAAUCUCGAAAUUGAUGAGAAGAAGCAAAGUGUUCGGGUGUAUGGACGAAUGGUUUUGAGCUGGAACGAUACUAAAGUCUCGUGGCAAAAGCAGGAAUGGGGCUUGUCGUGGUUGAAUUUCUAUUGGAUUCAAAUUUGGACUCCGCAAAUCGUGCAAAUCAAUGGAGGAGUUUCUUCGCCAAACACCGGCUCAGUGACAAGCAAAGUUUUGGCGGCGAACUACACCGGGAAAGUCUACCUCUGGGCCGAUUUCACUUUCUCCUCACCAUAUUCCUUUGUAUAUGAGGAGUUCCCGAAUGAUUUGCAAAGGAUCUGCUACAAAUUCGAUGAUAAACGGCUCCUCGCCGCUCGAUUCUCGGUAGCUGAAGAAGUGCGAAACAAAGAAAGAGAAGAGUUCACGGACACUCGCGUUUCGGGAUGGCAAAUUGAGGGAUUAGAGAUGAAUGAAUCCCCAUACACGAUCACAACAUUGUCCGAUUGGCAUAAGAAUCCCUUUGACAUUCAGACGGCCAACUGUGAGAUGUGUGUAACGCUUCGAAGAAACGCCGUCUAUUUUGUCUCCGAGAUGCUCUUGCCAGCUCUCUUGACCACUCUCUUCACCCUGUCAGCUGUUUUCUUUCAGCUAUCCUCCCGGCAAGCAAUGCUGUUGGCUUUUUCAAUUGUGAGCCAGUUGCUCUCGUUGCUUUUGGUCUCACAGCGUUUACCCUCGUUCACCACACAUACACCAACUAUUUUAAAAUAUGCCGGUUUUAACUUGAUAAUGACGGGUCUUCUCUUUGUCGCAUCGCUGAUUCUAGAGAGGCUCGCCUCAUCUCCCACUGACAUUCCUCCUCCACACUCGGUCGAUCGUCUUGUCUCUCUCGUUAGCUUGGUGCUUCCAUUGCCAAAGACAACGAAGCAUGAAGAUGUUUCUUUAAAGUAUGCCGCUCCGGCUCACGCCUUGAAUCAGGUGCUUUUCUGUAUUUCUUUCAUCAUUUACGUAUUCGUCAUCAUCGCGAGUUUUGUUUUU